Messenger RNA from Myripristis murdjan (pinecone soldierfish), 1503 nucleotides. RefSeq names its product diablo, IAP-binding mitochondrial protein a (gene diabloa). Gene Ontology annotation, biological process: intrinsic apoptotic signaling pathway in response to oxidative stress; neuron apoptotic process. The transcript is spliced from 6 exons. Gene Ontology annotation, cellular component: mitochondrion. Bases 164 to 976 code for a protein of 270 amino acids. The record is from RefSeq and is a predicted model, not a curated record. Lineage: Eukaryota; Metazoa; Chordata; Actinopteri; Holocentriformes; Holocentridae.
CCGCUGAUUUCACCACUAGAGGGCGACAGACGUUUAGGUACCCUAAAUAAGGGAAAAGAAAACUUGUAUUGUGAAUAACGAACUUGCUUUUUGUUUUUAAAUAAUAUAACGUAAAUUUUGCAAGUGUAGCACUGCCGUUGGCGUAUCUAUUUUGAUCGACAACAUGCAAGCCAGCCGUCAGUGUGCAGUGUGCGCCAGCCGCGCCACCGGAGCGCUGCUGCACAGCCGGAACGACGUUUUACUGCUGCGGACCAACAUGGCCGCGCUCAGGAGGGGGGCAGCCUGCCUCAGCUUCCUAAGGAGUUCUGCAAGUGUCCUCAUCAACAACAGGAAGCCUACAGUCCAGAGGUUGGAGAAAUUUACAGAUGUUGUGCACACCAGUGUAGCGUCUCUAAGCGUGGGCUUCAGCCUGUGUGCUGUCCCUUUCACACAGAAAGCGGAAAACCUCUCUCAUGACUCCCUCAUCAAAAGAGCAGCCUCUCUGGUUACAGACAGCUCAAGCACUUUCCUCUCUCAGACCUCCUUGGCCCUCAUAGAUGCCCUUACAGAGUAUUCAAAAGCUGUGCACGCACUCAUUGCUCUUCAGAGGCGGUACCUGGCCUCACUGGGAAAACUGACCCCGGCAGAGGAGGAUUCAAUCUGGCAAGUGAUCAUUGGCCAGCGGACAGAGGUUAGUGACAGACUAGAUGAAUGCAAGCGCUUCGAGUCGACGUGGGUGAACGCUGUCAACUUGUGUGAAUUGGCGGCUGAAGCAGCGUACACUUCAGGAGCUGAGCAGGCAUCCAUCACCAUGAGGACAAACAUUCAGGUGGCCCAGUCCCAGGUGGAGGAGGCACGCAAGCUGUUAGUGGAUGCAGAUAAGAAGUUGGCUGAAACCAAAGUUGAGGAGAUCCAAAGGAUGGCCGAAUAUGCUGCCUUCCUGGAGAACGAUGGUGAGGAGCACGAGGUGCAUGAGGCGUACCUACGAGAGGACUAAAAGUAACAUCCAGCAAAUUGUUGUCAGAAUAACCACAUUCAGUGGCUUUAAGUUCUCAACAACUCACCCCUAUCUCUGUGUUCCUCCCCCAUUUUGAGUCUGUAACAUAUUUACGUUGGUUAUUUGCCAUAUCUUCCUCUUAUUAGAUUGUGUGAUCAGUGCUCUUGAAGUUGAGUGUAAUUGGUUGUCUAUUUUUGAUAUGAGGAGAAUGCUGGAUAUGCUGUAUAAUGCACCUGUACACAAACACACGUAGCAUCACUUGGAAACAACUACAUGAAAGUGAAUCGAGCACAUUUGCAAACAAACUUGUUUGUUAUUCCUCACUUUCAGAUAUAAAUUUGAUUAUUUAAAACUAUUUAUUUGAUUAAUGAAUGGUAACUGGUUCCUGAGUCUGGAAGAUGAUCUUGAAUCUCCAAUGUUUAUUGUAUGGCAGAGGGCUUGGUCAGAGCAGAUUACAAUUUAGUUUUGUGUUUUUUGUUAUAUUUUGUCAUGUUUGAUUGUAAUAAAGACAUUUUUUCAUAAAAGUA